This is a messenger RNA of Pseudogymnoascus destructans, 744 nucleotides long. RefSeq lists its product as uncharacterized. The coding region runs from base 235 to 621 and encodes 128 amino acids. The record is from RefSeq and is a predicted model, not a curated record. The transcript is spliced from 2 exons. NCBI's taxonomy places the organism in Eukaryota, Fungi, Ascomycota, Leotiomycetes, Thelebolales, Thelebolaceae.
CGUUCGCGUCUUGCAGUUCUGACUGAAGCGCCAUUCCUUCAUGCCCACCAGCUAGUUUUCUGAUGCCAUUAUAAUCGGGACGACGAGGGCGAAUACCUCUGCUUAUUGCUUUCUUUUGUACUCAUACCACUACAACUACAUUGCUUCAUAGCAAACCGCUUCGACCGAGCCCGCCGACGACGGUCAUAUAAACUACAACUCUGACCGAUCAGCCGCGACUGCGCAUUCACGACAAUGGGUUACUACAUCCUCUACUCAACACUCUUCCUCUUCCUCGCCAUCGCCACAGCAGCCUACUUAACCCGCACACACUGGCUCCCCCACCUCACCUCCCUCCCGACCCCCCGCUACAUCCCCCUCCCCUCCUUCCUCUCCGACGCCGAAUCCGGCCUCAGCAGCUCGACCUUCGACCUCAGCGCCAACAUCUCCUCUCUCGACUCUCGGUCUGGUCUCGACGACGCCGCUAAGACAGAGAUAAUGGGGAUUAUGAAGGGGAACUGGUGGAGGAGGGGGAUGGGGUUCGAUGAGGCGAGACGGGUGUAUAUGGAACGGAUGUUGGAGAGGGAGGGGAUUGGGAGGGAUGGGAGGCCGAGGGAUCCGAAGUUUGUUAGUUUUUCUUGAGGGGGGUUUGGCGUUGGGGGAAUGGGAAUGGGAACCGCGGUGCGGUGAUGGAUAUACACUCUCUUCUUUUCCUUUUUUGUUUGUAAGAGGCAGGCCGGCCAGAUACGUCACGGUGGCUCGGGG